AUGACCACAGACGACGAUGUGGUGCUUCCUAACUUUACAAACGUUGGAGAACCAACAUGCAGUUCAUCAGAGGGAUCGACAUCAUCCUCAGACGCUACCGUCAUCUAUAGUAGUAUUCCUCCCGAUAUCGGUAUGGAUUCCAUGUCCCGUGCAACGAAGUCGAGUGUGGUGGGCGAAAUGCUUCGGAUCACUAAAAGGGUUGGGGGGAAGCUAAGUGUUUUUGCAUGUGAGCGAACGGAAGGAUCACCUCCAUCGGUUUACGAUCGCGGACAAAGCUCUGUUUGUGUGGUUUGUCAUCGUACUAUUGCUGAUCGUGAAAUGUUCUUAAAUUUCCCUGAUGACCUGGACAGACGACGAUUGUGGGGUAAUAUGCUUGGCUUCAAGUAUUCGGACAUGUUGCGCCUUCGUGAUGGCUCAGUUGUGCUCAGCACUGGUAAUAUUUGCACUGAUCAUUUUUCUGAAGAAUGCUUUAGGGUAUUUAAUUUCAACAAGGCGGCAAUUGAAGCCUUGGGAAUGCCGUCUAUCGUUUCUCCGGAUGUGCGUCUCACUCCAUCCAAGAAAUGGAUACCUUGGGACUGCACUGUUUGCUCUUUCCAAAGCCACAGUGUUCAUGCUAUGCAACGGCACAUGGUCGAACACACUGAUGACGUGCUUUUGCGAUACCACCCGAAAAGUCCUCGAGGUCUUCUGUGUCCAUUCUGUCGCAAAUGCACAUACGGUUACAAGACUAUGAGUGGUUUGAGAAGACAUUUGAUGACACCUCCUGUGCAUCACUGUCAACUCAAACGUAUUUUCGAAAUCGCCCGUGUCAACUGUCGUUCAUCACUUCUUGAGCCGUCCGUAAAGUGGUCGUCGUGGACUGAUCGUAAUGUGUAUUUUGCAUACCACGGUUGCGAACCUCCACCUCAAACUCCCAGGAAAAGGCCCAGUAGUGCUUUACUUCAACAAUCGGAAUUUGACGAGCACGAUGAUCCAAAUUCGGAUACUCUUCAUGGUUCGAGUAAUUCUACCGAACAUUCUCAGUUGUCUGUGGGAGAGGAAUGCACUGAAAAAAAUCUCACCACAGCACAAAUCACACCUCCACUUACUCCGUCAACGGUGCCGUCAAGUCCUUCCAUUCCAAAGCAAGUGCAUGGAAGCCCCUUAAAGCACCGAAAUGCGCAUAAAAAUCCUCGUCGAUCACUCAUUUUCUCGUCACCUGUUAAACGCGACGUAGCUGGUCAACUAAAACCAACUCGAGUGAUAUCUCGUCCAAUUCUACAACUUCGGAAGCCUCUUUUGCCGACUGAUGUUGUGAAACCGAGUGAUAAUAAAGAGGAAAUUAAGCGAACAUCCAGCGAAGACGACGAUGAUAAAUGUAGAGCAGUUGCAAAAAUAAUCCUGAAAGCAACAUCUGGCCAACACCAAACUCUCGCCGACGCCUUGAAUUUGAUGUCAACUACACAAGAAGAAGACCCACUUCCCGAAGAUCCAGCUCUAGUAAAGCCACUUUUUCUUGAUGGUGACUCCAUUCAUGAUGUAAACGUUGGCAAAUUUCUUUUCACACAAGAUGCGCGUGCUGCCAGAACUCGCCGUCAGUUGGAGUCUGUUGAAGCAAGGAUACGUCUUUUCGGUGAUUGUUCGCUUGUAGAGGUACCGUCUGGUUACACGACAGUUGAAACGCAAAGCGGAGUUCGUUUAAUUGAAGGAAGCGCCGAUGUCGCCCAUGACAUUUCUUCAAGUACAAUAUGUCUUCCGCGUGGGCGAGUUCUGUCACAGAUGUCUCGACCUCCAGACAUUAAAGAGAUGUUCUUCCUGGAGCGUGUGCCAUCAUUCUUUACUAAAUUAUUGUUGCUGGCAUAUUUUCCACUCGGAUGUGCCGUCCUAAUAAUACGAUUAUUUAUCGGUUUGCAUGCGUUUCUCAUCGCUUGUUUGUUGCGGAAGACUACAAGAGUUCGUUCACUCGUACUAAGAGUGAUGUGCGCUGUGCUAGGAAUAGUGGUUUGUAGUGAGAAAAAAAGGUCACCCAGAAUUAGUAUCAUAUGUGCCAAUCAUGUAAGUUCGCUUGAUCACCUCGCUGUUGACCUCAUUGAACCGUGUAUUUUGCCUUCAGUCUGGGACGUUCCCGCUCUUAUCAGAUGGUGUUUUGGAUGCGUGGACCUUGGUGCACGUAAUGGUCGUUCUGAACUUAUCCGACGUGCUCGUAUUCAUGUCGAAAACGAAGCUCUUCCUCUGUUGGCAUUUCCCGAAGGUGCGAUAACUAAUGGGCAUACUGGAUUACUGAAAUUUAGCUCAUGGCCGUGCGAUGUUUCCGACCAAGUACAACCAUUGGCCCUGCAAGUGUAUCGUCCCGUAUUCAAUGUGUGUCCUGCCACACUUGGUUCAUCUUGGCUAGUGGACGUUUUUUGGUUCGCUUUCCUUCCUGUAACUGUUUAUCAACUCACGUGGCUUCCCAUUUUACGAAGGGAUAACGAGGAAACAGUCGAAAGUUUUUCUCAUCGUGUGGAAUGUUCUAUUGCUGAAUAUCUUGGAAUUAAACCAACCAGCUUUACACAUGGCGACGCAAUUGAGGCCGCCAAAAGACAUCUUCAUUCAAGAUCACUUUCUGCACCUGUAAAGAAGACGGUCGAUUCGCGCAUGCUAGAUGAAAUCGCUAUGCGAAUUAAGCAGUCUCAUCCAUCAGUGACUCUUUUCGAUAUAAGAAUGGACCUGGAGUGUUCGCGUGAUCAGCAAUCUACGAUCGAUCGAAUCAAAUCUGGUCACUUAGGAACCUUCCCACGCAUAAUAGGAAAGGUGCCAUCGGACCCAUCAGAAUGGAAAAGACUUUUCGCAGAAAGAAAAUGGACAUUAAUAGAAACGAACCGUCAACGUUACCUUGCCAGGCUUAAUAAACUUAUUGGAGCUGGAGAUCAGUAA
Messenger RNA from Necator americanus (New World hookworm), 2895 nucleotides. RefSeq lists its product as uncharacterized. The transcript has 23 exons. NCBI's taxonomy places the organism in Eukaryota, Metazoa, Nematoda, Chromadorea, Rhabditida, Ancylostomatidae. The coding region runs from base 1 to 2895 and encodes 964 amino acids. Gene Ontology annotation, cellular component: endoplasmic reticulum membrane. The record is from RefSeq and is a predicted model, not a curated record.